AGCGUCUUCAUCGCGGGCGCCGAGGCCGCCAUCUUAGAUGGCGGGAGUCAGCGGGGAGCGAGCGUGAGGCGUGAAGAAGGCUCUUCCGCCGCUGUCGCUGGGCGCCCCGCGAGGGCCAGCUGGCCGGGCUUUGGGGCGCGCGCCCUGGGGCGCGGGGCGCGAGCGCGACGAUGCGGGGCCUUCCCGGGGCCCCGUCCCCUGGGCUGGGGACGCGCUUCAUGUGACCGCCCCCGGUUCCCUCGCCUGCCGCGGGGAGGAGCGGCCCGGACGCCGCCGGGGGACGACCGGACGCGGGGUGGCCGGCUCCCCCAGGUUAAAGUCUGAGCUGCAUCAAUGGAGCACGUACAGGGAGCCUGGAAGGCGAUCAGCAAUGGUUUUGGACUCAAAGACGCGGUGUUUGAUGGCUCCAGCUGCAUCUCUCCAACAAUAGUCCAGCAGUUUGUCUAUCAGCGCCGGGCAUCAGAUGAUGGCAAACUCACAGAUUCUUCUAAGACAAACAACACUAUCCGUGUUUUCUUGCCAAAUAAGCAAAGAACAGUGGUCAAUGUGCGAAAUGGAAUGAGCCUGCACGAUUGCCUUAUGAAAGCUCUCAAGGUGAGGGGCCUCCAGCCAGAGUGCUGUGCUGUGUUCAGACUCCUCCACGAACACAAAGGUAAAAAAGCACGUUUAGAUUGGAAUACUGAUGCUGCCUCCUUGAUUGGAGAAGAACUUCAAGUAGACUUUCUGGAUCAUGUUCCCCUCACAACACACAACUUUGCCCGGAAGACAUUUCUGAAGCUUGCAUUCUGUGACAUUUGUCAGAAGUUCCUGUUAAAUGGGUUUCGAUGUCAGACUUGUGGCUACAAAUUUCAUGAGCACUGUAGCACCAAAGUACCUACUAUGUGUGUGGACUGGAGUAACAUCAGACAGCUCUUGUUGUUUCCCAAUUCCACUAUUGGCGAUAGUGGCGUCCCAGCCCUACCGUCUUUGACAAUGCGGCGGAUGCGAGAGUCUGUCUCCCGGGCGCCACCUAGCUCCUACUACAGGCAUUCCACACCCCACGCCUUCACCUUCAGCCCCUCCAGCCCCUCCUCAGAAGGCUCCCUCUCCCAGAGGCAGCGGUCCACGUCCACGCCCAACGUCCACAUGGUCAGCACCACCCUGCCUGUGGACGGCAGGGUGAUCGAGGAUGCACUUCGAAGUCACAGUGAAUCAGCCUCUCCUUCAGCCCUGUCCAGCAGCCCCAACAACCUGAGCCCCACAGGCUGGUCCCAGCCCAAAACCCCUGCGCCAGUACAAAGGGAACGGGCACCAGGAUCCGGGAUGCAGGAGAAAAACAAAAUUAGGCCUCGUGGACAGAGAGAUUCAAGCUAUUACUGGGAGAUCGAAGCCAGUGAAGUGAUGCUGUCCACUCGGAUUGGGUCGGGCUCCUUUGGAACCGUGUAUAAGGGCAAGUGGCAUGGCGACGUCGCAGUGAAGAUCCUGAAGGUUGUCGACCCCACCCCAGAGCAGUUCCAAGCGUUCAGGAACGAGGUUGCCGUGCUGCGCAAAACCCGGCACGUGAAUAUCCUGCUCUUCAUGGGGUACAUGACGAAGGACAACCUGGCCAUCGUGACGCAGUGGUGCGAGGGCAGCAGCCUCUACAAACACCUGCACGUCCAGGAGACCAAAUUCCAGAUGUUCCAGCUGAUCGACAUUGCGCGGCAGACGGCUCAGGGGAUGGACUAUCUGCAUGCAAAGAACAUCAUCCACAGAGACAUGAAAUCCAACAACAUAUUUCUCCACGAAGGCCUCACGGUGAAGAUUGGAGACUUUGGGCUGGCAACGGUGAAGUCGCGCUGGAGCGGCUCUCAGCAGGUGGAGCAGCCCACUGGCUCUGUGCUGUGGAUGGCCCCCGAGGUGAUCCGCAUGCAGGAUAACAACCCGUUCAGCUUCCAGUCGGACGUCUACUCCUACGGCAUCGUGCUGUACGAGCUCAUGACCGGGGAGCUGCCCUACUCCCACAUCAACAACCGAGACCAGAUCAUCUUCAUGGUGGGCCGAGGGUACGCCUCCCCAGAUCUCAGCAGGCUGUACAAGAACUGCCCCAAAGCAAUGAAACGGCUGGUGGCGGACUGCGUGAAGAAGGUGAAGGAGGAGAGGCCCCUCUUCCCGCAGAUCCUGUCCUCCAUCGAGCUGCUCCAGCACUCGCUGCCGAAAAUCAACCGGAGCGCGUCUGAGCCUUCCCUGCACCGCGCGGCCCACACCGAGGACAUCAACUCCUGCACGCUGACCACGUCCCCGCGGCUGCCGGUCUUCUAGCCGACUCUGCACCUGCGCUCUGGCCGCCAGGGAGGAGUGCGCGGGCACCUCGGUCCCCGUCUUUGGGAGCAUGGUGCGUGCUUCCAGAGGAGCUGCUGCUGCGGCCUUCCAGACAGCGGGGGCCUUACUUACCAUCACGUUGCCUUCUUUUCUACCCUCUGACCUGGAGAAGGAAGCCGCUCCCACGCUGCCCCGCCGGCAGCGGCACGAAAGCGGGGCUCCGGCCACAGAGCAGCCCAGCUGACUGUGGGCUCACGGGACUUUGCACGUGGGCUUCUCCUCACAGUGGUGCACCGCCAAACAGUUUUGCACAUAACGCACCAAACAGCCCAGGACUGCCGAGACGGCCGCCUGGAGGAGCCUGCUUUGGUACUAAGGGACGUGACUCUAGGGACACGGCUUCCUUUCAGAGCCUCCUCGUCGGUGUGGGGAGGGGGCCUUUUCCAGGCAGGGUGCAAGGUGCUCUACCCGCCCACCUGGGAGCAGCCUCCCCCCAUCCCCGCGCCCCUCCCGCCCCCCGCCCCGCUCAGCCUGUCUUCCAGGAGUUGCCCCUGUGGAGCGGGCCCCGGGCAGCCUGCCGGAGUCACAUCACGUCCACGAGAAAGCCAAGAGAUUCAGGUUUUCUUAAUGAUUGGGGUUUUAAUUUUGUUUUUAUCGUGUCUGACAAGAUACAGUUAUCUGAUAAUUCAUCAAUUAUGUUAUUUUAAUAAAAUAAAUUAAAUUUA
Molecule: messenger RNA, 3005 nt
Organism: Perognathus longimembris pacificus (Pacific pocket mouse)
Lineage: Eukaryota; Metazoa; Chordata; Mammalia; Rodentia; Heteromyidae
Gene: Raf1
Product: Raf-1 proto-oncogene, serine/threonine kinase
Exons: 17
Coding region: 334-2280 (648 amino acids)
Biological process (GO): signal transduction; protein phosphorylation
Cellular component (GO): cytosol; plasma membrane; mitochondrion
Molecular function (GO): ATP binding; protein kinase activity
Source: RefSeq, a predicted model, not a curated record